CAUGCACUCAUCGCCACAGUCUCGUUUAUUCACAAGAACAUUAUUCAUGACUGUCAACCUUCGGUCAUCACUUUGUGUUCGUGUGUAUUAUAUUUCUGUGGCAAUUUUUUUUUUAUAUAAAAGUUCUUCCAUCUUUCACUUGAUCAUUCACGUUUCAAAUCCCAUCAAGUGAAUAUUUUUUUUUUUUUUUUUUAAACCCGAUUGUCUCGCUAACAAAUAAUUUCUACCAAGUCAUGUUUCCUUUUCCUGCACAGGUGGGCAGCUUGACAGGACCCCUCGCUGGUCCCGAACUGAGGACUAAACAUGGCCAACUGCCCUCAGUUGUGUCCUACACAAUGGUGCUGACGACACUCUAGGGUCAGCAGUCCAGAGAUGCUCCAGUCCUACAGGUAUACGAUGUGCCGAGGGUGAUGGGAGUCUGUAGGACCUGUGAUAUUGUUCAUCAUUGUGCGAGUAAUGUAUGAUCGUCUUAUGCCAUCUGUUGUACCUUUAUGAUGUCAUUAUAAGUCAUCUUCAAACAAUUCAUCUUAGAAGUCGCUUGGAUGUAAUUUUCAGCUUGAUGGCAGGAUAAAACAAUAGCGAUAUUGUCAAAGAUCGCUGCAAUCCAUUGGAAGAAUGAAUUUUAAAUUUAAUGAAACGAGGCAAGCUGUUGCAGGUGCACAGUUUUCAGAGCACGAUGACAAACAAAAUAAUGGAGUCAUAUCAAUGCAAGCCAGAGAUGUGAGGAUUAUGCUGUGGAUGCUGAUGCCAUCAGAAUGUUCACAAAGUGAGGUCAUCAACCCCCCCCCCCACACUACAGGUGAGCAGGCCAUAAAUUGGGGCCGAGUCACAGCCGGCCGGUCACUCGCACCACACCUGGACUCGACGAUUCCUGUUUCGACUCGCCGAUAGCUCGUGUCACGAUGCCCACCACCCUCGGUCAAAUCUUUGUCUCCAAACUGGAGAUAAAGUUGAAGCCGGUGGACAUGAAGACCUUGCCGCCACUCAGCGCAUUGAUAAAAGACUUUGACACCCUCGGCACUUCGCCUUGCCCUCAGCUGGACUCCAGGAAGGCCUCCACCUUGCAGCGGGUGGCACUCAUGCUGCGAGAGGGCAAGGUAGUCGGGGUACCCACGGACACCGUUUACGCUCUGGCGGCCUCGUGCAAGCACCCGGCCAGCAUCACCCGUCUCUACCACGUCAAGGGCCGGCCCCCGGAGAAACCCAUCUGUCUGUGUCUGGCCAGUCUCGACCAGCUGGCCGCCGUCAACCCACCAUUCAGUCCACUUUUGUGGGAAUUCAUGAGGAGUUGCUAUCCGGGAGGCAUCAGCUGCGUGGUACCUAAAGGCGACUGGCUGCAGCGCCUGGGACUAGGGGAGGCCGCGGACCUGCUGGGUAACAAAGACAGCAUUUGCAUUCGUGUACCCGACUGCGCUCCCUUGGCCUACAUCGUCAGUCUGGCCGGCCCUGUGGCCGUCACCUCCGCCAACAUCAGCGGCGGCGAGGACAGCAUUCACCACAGCAUGGUUGUUGACACCCUGGGGCACAAGAUCGACGCCAUGGUGUGUGACGGUGAUUCCAAGCAGCUGCAGCCAUCCACUGUCGUAGACUGCACCAAGAUAGAUGAAGGCGUCAUCACCUUUUUUCGCGAGGGCUGCACACCCAUUGCCUACGUCACGCAACUGUUUCAAGAGGCCAAGAAGCGAGUGAGCGCAGCUCCCUGCCCGCUCCUGCCCUCACACCAAGCCUCCACCUUGCAGCGGGUGGCACACAUGCUGCGUGAGGGCAAAGUAGUCGGGGUACCCACGGACACUGUCUACGCUCUGGCCGCCUCGUGCAAGCACCCGGCCAGCAUCACCCGUCUCUACCACGUCAAGGGCCGGCCCCCGGAGAAGCCCAUCUGUCUGUGUCUGGCCAGUCUCGACCAGCUGGCCGCCGUCAACCCACCAUUCAGUCCACUUUUGUGGGAUUUUAUGAAGCGUUGCUAUCCGGGAGGUAUCAGCUGUGUGGUGCCUAAAGGCGACUGGCUACAGCGCCUAGGGCUGGGAGAGGCCGCCAAACUGCUUGGCACCAAAGAUAACAUCUGCAUCCGGGUACCUGACUGCGCUCCGCUAGCCUACAUCGUUAGUCUGGCCGGCCCUGUGGCCGUCACUUCCGCCAACAUCAGCGGAGGCGAGGACAGCAUUCAUCACAGCAUGGUGGUCGACACUUUGGGACACAAGAUUGACGCCAUGGUGUGUGAUGGUAAAUCCAAAGAACUGGCACCUUCGACUGUCGUAAACUGUAUGAACAUCGACAAAGGCCACAUCAGUUACCUCAGAGAGGGUUGCACUCCCGUGGAGUACGUAGACCAACUUUUCGAGAAGGCCAAGGCAGCUGUUCGGGAACGCAAUGUCCGCGGUCCAUCUGUUUUCUCAAGAAGCAAAGACUUCAUCAUUAGUUUGUCUGCCGACCGGAAGUGAAGGAAUCGCCCCAACAUUUCUACAACUGAACAUUUCGUGGUUAGUCCUAUCUUUCGUGGCUAGUGAGGUCGUCUGGUCACAAAUUAGGGAAAAACUUUGAAAUUUCGGACGUUUUUCCUUGAUCUUAUCAGAAGACCUGUCCAUGCCCUCUUUACAUCAUUUUUGAGUGCUGUGGUUGUCUGGAGCAAGGUGUCAGCACCGGUGGGUGGUAAGGACGCAGCGUGUUCGUCUUUCGGUUUCGCGAGACACGCCGCGUGACCAGAACCUUACAGCCUGAGGUACCGGCUAUGAGACACAGGAGUACCACAUGCUUCUGACUGGCAUGGCAAGAGCAUCGAUGUACAAUAAUAUUUAUUCCAUCUGCUUUAAGAGGCGAUAUCAUUAUUUACGUUUAAUUUCCUAUGUUUAAUGUAUUAUCUAUAUUGUACCCAUUUUCACACAGAAUUCUUCAGUCAUUUACUAAUCUUUGUAACUCGCAUCAUUUCUGACCUAAACACUGCCCUGUCACCAUACCAACUAAAACUGAACAUUUCUGUAUUUUAUCCACUGUGAAGAUAAUUUACUUCAUAAUUUUAUAACUGGUCAAUAAAUUCGUGCAAAUGUUUGGUAUUUACAUUUUUCCAAAUUUCUUUAUACAAAUAAAUUAGUAUGUGUUCGUUUUCUUUGAUAUUUUAAUAACUGAUCGUGAACAUUGAAAGAAAACUACGCAGUUAUGUUUAGUAAGACACAAACCUUCAGGCACACAUUUUGCGAAACUUUAAUGUGAACAAUACCUAACAGAAGUAUAAAAUGUGUACAAGGAAAGAAAGGAUUUUUUGUCCAUAACUCUCGAAUAAACAGUCUGAACGUAACAUGGCUUUAAAAGCUAUAAACUUGCUGUUUUACUGAAAGACAAUUCAUAUCCGGUAUGUUGAUAAAUAUCUUUACAAUGGUCUCG
This is a messenger RNA of Pomacea canaliculata, 3378 nucleotides long. RefSeq lists its product as uncharacterized. Gene Ontology annotation, biological process: regulation of translational fidelity. Gene Ontology annotation, cellular component: cytoplasm. Bases 903 to 2441 code for a protein of 512 amino acids. NCBI's taxonomy places the organism in Eukaryota, Metazoa, Mollusca, Gastropoda, Architaenioglossa, Ampullariidae. Gene Ontology annotation, molecular function: tRNA binding; double-stranded RNA binding; nucleotidyltransferase activity. The record is from RefSeq and is a predicted model, not a curated record. The transcript has 9 exons.